Botrytis deweyae is the source of this 1948-nucleotide messenger RNA. RefSeq lists its product as uncharacterized. Gene Ontology annotation, biological process: ubiquitin-dependent protein catabolic process; protein polyubiquitination. NCBI's taxonomy places the organism in Eukaryota, Fungi, Ascomycota, Leotiomycetes, Helotiales, Sclerotiniaceae. The coding region runs from base 642 to 1085 and encodes 147 amino acids. Gene Ontology annotation, molecular function: ubiquitin conjugating enzyme activity. The transcript has 6 exons. Gene Ontology annotation, cellular component: nucleus. The record is from RefSeq and is a predicted model, not a curated record.
AAUUUAUUUAUAUCGUAGCUGAAUAAUUGUAUGGGAGUAUAUCAUAGGUAUCAUAGGUUGGAAUGAUAUUUGAAUAGGUAGGUAUGGUGGUACUGCGCAUUCAUACAGAAUCAUACUGCACUUUUGCCGCUCCUUCGCCGCCCAAAAUCGAAGCGAAUAGGCCAAGGCACGAGGCAAACCAAAAGCAAAGGCAAAACGACGGCUGGCUGCCCAAGAACAUUCACAUUCACCGUACAGUUAUGAUCUAACACAGACUCACUCCGGACUCAGACUCAGACUUGCGACUUCUUCUUGAUAAUAAAUACCUGGUAACUGAAUUCAAGGAAAGAUACUCCGUCUUUAAAAGAACUCUUCUUCCUCUUCUUUCUCUUCCUCUUCUUCCCAUCUUUCCCCAAAGUAACCUACCAACUACCCACCUAGUAUUCAAAAGAAAGAAUACCCUCAACCGUCUCCUGUCUCCUCUCUCCUCUCUCCUCUCUCCUCUAUCUACCCAAGGACAACAAAAAGUCAAGAACCUUUUGAAAUCCCAGCCCACUUACUCACCAGUCCAUUAAACUACUGCAACCUCGAGAAAUUCAUCAACAUACUCGACAACCCUUCACACUACACAACACCCUCCACACAAUAAUACAUACUUCAAAAUGGCUUUGAAGAGAAUCAACAAGGAACUCACAGACUUGGGCCGUGACCCUCCCUCAUCAUGCUCUGCUGGUCCUAUAGGAGACGAUUUGUUUCACUGGCAAGCUACUAUCAUGGGUCCUUCUGACUCACCAUAUACCGGAGGUGUCUUCUUCCUCGCCAUCCAUUUCCCUACCGACUACCCAUUCAAGCCUCCCAAGGUCAGCUUCACAACCAGAAUCUAUCACCCAAACAUCAACUCGAACGGAAGCAUCUGUUUAGACAUCUUGAGAGAUCAAUGGUCCCCAGCUUUGACUAUCUCUAAAGUCCUUUUGUCCAUCUGCUCCAUGCUCACCGACCCCAACCCCGAUGACCCACUUGUUCCAGAGAUCGCACACGUUUACAAGACCGACCGAUCUAGAUAUGAGGCCACAGCCAGAGAAUGGACCCGAAAAUACGCCAUCUAAAUUACCUACUAUAACCUUCAAAUUACAUAUGACAAAGCAUGACGGAUCGGAAUAAUGGAUGGGUUGAUGAAUUUCCUCUGUGUUCUUUCUAUCUCUUCUAUUCUAUCCUAUUGCGUAAAGGAUUUGCUGGCGUCAACGAAACUCGAUGAAUGGACAACUUUUUGGUCUGGGUUUACUUAGGUACUUUACUCUUUUACACACGAAAUACAUUACAUGGCAGACUUGUGAGCGCUACUGCUUGGGGGGAAUAUUUUGCGAUGGAUUGGGGCAGAAAUUGUGGGAGAGGCGAGAAAGAUUUGUCGUGGAUAGAUAUCGGAAGAAUGCAAUAUGAUGAAUGAAUGGAUGGGUGGUGAUGGAUGAUAAAUAAGGGAUGUGCUUGGGGAAUUAGAUGAUCAUGUUGCAUGAUGAACGGGUUGUCGUCGUCGUCACCGCCUUUUUCUUACUAUUCCUCCUAUUCUUUGAUAUUCAGGUCCAUAGCAUUACUCGGAGCUUUUCUUACUUUGUGAUUUGCUGUUCCUUCUCGUUUCGUGAUGCAACGCUUGGGGAGGGGGUAGUUGUGAACGAGUGAAGAUGUGAAAUUUGAGACAUGGUAUUGGGUGUGAAAUGUGAUGUAGGUGAAAGAAUGUGGAAUUUGAUGGAUAUUUAGUAUUAUCCAUCUGCCCUUCCGUAACACAAUACUGGGUAAGAAAGGUAACUGAGUGAUCCAUCUGUCUAUGGCAUUUAUGGUAAGGAUAAUAUGAACUAAGUUCUUUCUUUCAUUGUUUUUACUUUUGGAUUUAUUUAUAUGGUUCUUUGGUUUGGUUUGGUUUGGUCUGGUUUGGUGUGUUUGUUUGUUUGUUUUUGGUCAACGUUCUUAUUAUAGG